Molecule: messenger RNA, 5203 nt
Organism: Chenopodium quinoa (quinoa)
Lineage: Eukaryota; Viridiplantae; Streptophyta; Magnoliopsida; Caryophyllales; Amaranthaceae
Product: phosphatidylinositol 4-kinase beta 1-like
Biological process (GO): phosphatidylinositol phosphate biosynthetic process; phosphatidylinositol-mediated signaling
Cellular component (GO): membrane; cytoplasm
Molecular function (GO): 1-phosphatidylinositol 4-kinase activity
Source: RefSeq, a predicted model, not a curated record
GGUGCAAUCACGUAACCCGUCACACCGUAAUACAACUAGAAUCCAAAUCUGAAGUCCGAACCAACAACCUUAAACUAGAAGAAGUGAAGAACCAACAUUUUUGCUGAACAAUUCAUGAGGUACCUUGAUGGUUCAGUUACAGAAUACCAGAAUCAGAUACGUCGUCGUCACAUUCACAUUCACUUAACGCCUUCAUCAUUUCCGUCCAUCACGUUUCUCUCACUCCUCUCCUUCACCUUCACACCCUGCGCAUUUUAGCACCCUCUAACAUUUUUCAAAUUUCACCUACAUUAUUAUUUUUUAUUUUAUCAUUUAAAUUUUUGAAUAAUCACCAAAAAAAAAAAAAAAAAAAAAAAUUUCUUCCUUCGUCCCAUCUUCCGCCUUUUUCUAAAAAAAAAAAAAAUCAAAACAAAUUUCCUCUCUCUCUCUCCUCUUUCUUUCUUUCUCCUCCCAACGACGCCGGCGACCGUCGUUUCAUCGGAAAUUCUCACCACUCUCUGCAAUUUCCGGUGAUCUUUUCUCUCUCCUAGUUUCUCUCUCUUCCUUACUUUCUCUCUCUACAAUCUGUAAGCUCCGAUCCAAACGAACUCAUCAUCUUCUUCUUCAUCAAUUUCAAUUAUUCAUCAUCAUUUUUAAUUUGAUUUAAUUUAAUUUGAAUUUCUUCAACUGCAUCGAAUAGUUCAACUGAAUCGAAAUUUGUUUGAUUGAUUAUUAUUGUUUGAUAAUUUGACGAAAAGUUGUUGAUUUACCUCCCCUGGCAGUCGUCAUAGUCUGCCAGGGUUUUGUUGAAUUAAUGCGAAGAAUGAUGAAAUUUAGGGUUAGGGUUAGGGUUAGGGUUUUGUUGAAUUAAUGGUGGUAUUAGGUUUUUUUGAUUGAUUGAGGAAAUGGUUCGAUUAUUAGGGAUAACUAUUGGGGAGCCGGAUGAAUUUCCUAGGGAGAUUACUAGGAAUAAUUUGAUUGCUAGUAGUGAAACUGUUGGGGAAAAUGGGUGGCUUAUUCGGUUUUUCGAUUCGGCUUUUUUCUGUGAGUGGAUUGCUGUUAGUUACUUGUAUAAGCAUGAACACUCAGGUGUUAGGGAUUACUUGUGCAAUAGAAUGUAUACGCUUCCGUUGUCCGGAAUCGAGAGCUAUUUGUUUCAAAUAUGUUAUAUGAUGGUGCAUAAACCGAGUCCAUCGUUGGAUAAGUUUGUGAUUGAUGUGGCAUCGAAGUCGUUGAAGAUUGCAUUGAAGGUGCAUUGGUUUUUGAUGGCUGAGAUUGAGGAUUCGGAUGAUAAUGAGGGGAUUAGUAGGAUCCAAGAGAAAUGCCAAAUGGCGGCCACGUUGAUGGGGGAGUGGCCGCCUCUUAUUAGGCCUCCGAAUGAGGUGGUUGGGGGGUCUGGAGGUAAGAAUCAGAUGCUUAACAAACUGCUUUCUUCGAAGCAGCGGCUUUUGUCGUUGACAUCAUCACCGCCAUUGCAGAAGUCGUUCACUUUCUCGCCCUCAUCAGGGUCUAAUGUGGGAGAUGAAAGCGGGAAGAUGUCGCCUGAUGAGAAUAACAAGUUUAUUAAGAAAUUUAUGCCAGGGCAGAAAGUCAGGGAUGCUUUGCUCUUUAGGAAGUCAGCUGAGAAGGAAGAUGAUGAUUCGGAGAAGGAUGGAUUCUUUCGAAGGCUGUUGAGAGAUAGUAAAGAUGAGAACGAGGAGUUGACAGCCAGUUCUGAGGGUUUUUUUAAGCGGGUAUUUCGUGAUAGUAAGAGUGAUUCUGAAGAGAGGUCGGUUUCCCGAUCAAUAGAUGAUGAUGAGAAAGAGAAUUUCUUCAGGAAAAUUAUUAAGGAAGUGUUUGAUGAUAAGAAGGAUGGCAAUGAGAGAAAUGAUGAUGAAGACAGGGACGGGACUAGAAAGUUGAUUGAUGAUGAAGAGAAGGAAGGAUUUUUUAGGAAGCUCUUUAAGGAUAAAUUUGAGGACAAAAAGGACGGGAAUGAUGGAAAUGAAGAUGAAGAUAAGGUUUGCUCCAAGUCGGUCAAGGACGAUGAUAAAGAAGGGUUCUUCCGGAAGUUAUUCAAGGAAAAAUCCGAGGAUAAGAAAGAUGGAAAGGAGAGGAAAGAUGAUGAAGAUGAUGAGAAGGAAGGUUUUUUCCGCAAACUUUUUAAGGAGAAGGUUGAGGAGAAGAAACAUGGCAACGACGUCUUCAAUGAUGAAGACAAGGUUCAUGCCAAUGGUGACGAGGAGGAACCUUCAGAUUUUCCACUGUUCCGCAGGUUGUUUCGUGUACAUCCUGAAGAUGCAAAGACUACAGCUUUAGAUGCUAAUAGUAUUGAAGGCAGUCCAGGAACAGAAAAUUUCUUUCGCAAGUUGUUCCGAGAUCGUGAUAGAUCUGUGGAAGACUCUGAGUUGUUUGGCCUAAAAAAGAUAAAAGAGAAAAAUCUUGGUUCAGUCGGUUCACCCUCGCAACAGAAUCAGAAAACAACCUCGAAGCCUCCACUACCAAAUGGUGCUGCAUCACAGUUCCGUAAAGGAGCAUAUCAUGAGUCUCUGGAAUUUGUACAUGCACUAUGUGAAACUUCCUUUGGCCUAGUGGAUGUGUUUCCAAUUGAAGAUCGCAAAUGUGCGCUGCGUGAGUCCCUUGCAGAGAUCAAUUCCCAUGUGGCUGAAGCUCAGUCUAGUGGAGGUGUGUGUUUUCCUAUGGGGAAAGGGGUUUAUCGUGUCCUUAAUAUACCUGAAGAUGAAGCAGUACUUUUAAAUUCCCGAGAGAAAGCACCUUACCUUAUUUGUGUGGAGGUUUUGAAAUGUGAUGCUCCGAGUUAUGUCAAAGAUACAUCAAACUCACAUAAGCUAUCUAAAGGAGGAAUUCCUCUAGCAAAUGGAGACGCACUAUUGCCAAAGCCUCCUCCAUGGGCUUAUCCAUUGGGGACGGUACAGGAGGCCUACCAUAAUGAUGACAGGAUGUCAAAGUCAACCUCUCAAGUGAUUGAUCGAGCUAUGGGUCAAUUUAAGGAUGCGAAAGUUAAAUUUGUUAGUGUCAGCCUAUUGGUGGAGGAUCAAUGCUGUGAUCAACCCUUUCAUGGACAGAGUAAUUUUUUGAGGGUUGGACGACUUGCUGAUCAGGAUUAUGUCAGAGUCGUGUUGACAGCUGAUCCUAGACUUAGAUUUGAAGAUAUUGAAGAUCAAGCGCCACCACGCAGAAAAGAGCAUCGGCGUGUUCCAAGUAUGAUAGCUAUGGAAGAAGUAAAGGCUGCAGCAGCUAAAGGCGAAGCCCCCCUUGGAUUAUCUCUGAAAGGGACUAGCCAAGAAUCAUCAGAUGCACAACACAAGGCUGCCAAUGGUGGUCCUCCAAAGCCCACUGAUGCAUUGUCUGGUGAACUUUGGGAAGUCAAAAAGGAGAGGAUCCGCAAAUUGUCAGUUCAUGGAAAAAUGCCUGGUUGGGAUUUGCGCUCUGUUAUUGUAAAAAGUGGUGAUGAUUGCAGACAGGAGCAUUUGGCUGUUCAGCUUAUCUCUCACUUUUAUGAUAUUUUCCAGGAAGCCGGACUCCCUCUUUGGCUGCGCCCUUAUGAGGUCUUGGUAACCUCAUCUUAUACUGCUCUUAUUGAGACAAUUCCUGACACGGCCUCAAUUCAUUCAAUUAAGAGUAGAUAUUCUAAUGUCACAAGUUUGCGUGAUUUCUUCAAUGCAAAGUAUCAAGAAAACUCUCCAAGUUUUAAACUUGCUCAGCGGAACUUCGUGGAAAGUAUGGCGGGAUACUCUCUUGUCUGCUACCUUCUACAGAUCAAGGAUCGGCACAAUGGUAAUCUUUUGUUGGAUGAAGAUGGUCAUAUUAUACAUAUUGAUUUUGGAUUCUUGCUGUCAAAUUCUCCUGGAGGGGUUAAUUUUGAAAGUGCACCUUUUAAAUUGACUCGUGAACUUCUUGAGGUGAUGGAUUCUGAUGCUGAAGGAGUCCCCAGUGAGUUUUUUGACUAUUUUAAAGUCCUCUGCAUUCAAGGUUUUCUCACUUGUCGCAAGCAUGCAGAGCGAAUAAUCCUUCUCGUGGAGAUGCUGCAGGAUUCUGGAUUUCCAUGCUUUAAAGGUGGACAGCGAACUAUACAAAAUCUGAGAAAACGUUUUCAUUUAAGUCUUACUGAAGAGCAAUGUGUCUCCUUGGUUUUAUCCUUGAUAAGCAGCAGCUUAGAUGCAUGGCGAACAAGACAGUAUGAUUAUUAUCAGAGAGUUCUAAAUGGGAUAUUGUAAUAUCACACUUUUAAUUUGGACAUGGUCAUCUUUUAAAUUGGAUAUUGGGAUGUCACACUUGGAGUUUGGACGUGGCCAUAUAAGGUCAUUGAUUCGUAUGGAAAUGACUCUUAAUCGAAGCAACUUUGAUUGAAGUUUGUCAAGUGACCCUGUAGUCCAGGUGAGUACUUGCCAUUGUGUCAUUGAGUGCUUUGGGAUAGAGAAAGAAGGUAAAGGUUUCCAUGCAGUCUGAUUUGUCGCUCAAUUAUACUGGAUGGGAGUAUUUGUGACUUCAUCGGCAUGAAAACUCAACGGAAGUGGAGACGACUAGGUUGGGCUUGUGAAGGGAUCAUAUUUCGUGUUUGUCCGUUUUCCUUGUUUCAUAUCUUGUGAAAGCUUUGUUGGCUGGGUGACAGUUACCCUUUGGCUCAAAAUGAGUCAGAACUCUCACUCAUUAUCUGCAUCCUGAGUUCCUGACACUGUACAUAGUGAUUCUGCAGAGGGUGAAAUGCUCGUCUCGAGUUUUUCAUCUACUUAACCUCAGACACAAGCAUUAACCUAUACCACCAUCUAAGUUGUACAUUUCGGAAUACAAUUUGAAGAAGGUCAAAUGGCUUUGCUGGAACAUGUUUACCAGAGUGGGCACUUGAUGCCAUCUUAGCUUUCAUAUGGUUUUAUCUGUGAAUUUUUGUAUACAUUUUGUGAGCAAGUUGGCCUCUUUCUUGAGUGGUCUCAUGUGUAUAAAUCCUUUUUUUCUCCUUUUUUUUUUUUUUUUUUGUUUUUUUUUUGUUUUGAUUUUUUUUUUUUUUUUUUUUUAUAUUCUGCUUUUACACCUUUCUUUUUCUUUUUUUUUUUGGUAGGUUUUUAGUGAUUCGUUACCCCUUUGAUAAGGAAAAAUAUUUUUCCUUUUAUUAUAAUUGGUUUGAUGGUGUGAUUAGGAUAACUUGUUAGCACAAUGUACAUGCAAAGAAUUUUCAUUUCUCUCUGAUAUGAAUGGAUUUGAAAGGUUGUUGGAUCUGGUUAUUGAA